Colossoma macropomum (tambaqui) is the source of this 990-nucleotide messenger RNA. RefSeq names its product trace amine-associated receptor 13c-like. Gene Ontology annotation, cellular component: membrane. The record is from RefSeq and is a predicted model, not a curated record. Bases 1 to 990 code for a protein of 329 amino acids. Lineage: Eukaryota; Metazoa; Chordata; Actinopteri; Characiformes; Serrasalmidae. Gene Ontology annotation, molecular function: trace-amine receptor activity. The transcript has a single exon. Gene Ontology annotation, biological process: G protein-coupled receptor signaling pathway.
AUGAAUCUUAUGGAAGAUAACCAAACCAAUCACUGUCUGCAGUUCUCCUGUCCAGAGAGAUCUGUAUCUACUGCAGUGUAUGUGUUGUUGUAUGUGUCUGCAGCUGCUGUAGCUCUACUAACAGUGUGUGGAAAUCUGCUGAUCAUCAUCUCUGUUUGUCACUUCAAGCAGCUCCACACACCAACUAACAUGCUCAUCCUCUCUCUGGCUGUGUCAGACUUUCUGGUUGGAGCUCUUGUGAUCCCUAUAACGUUAAUAUGGACGAUUGAAUCAUGCUGGAUUUUUAAUCGAGGUUUCUGUGUAGGUUUUACAUUAACGUCUUAUUUUCUUACAAGCUCAUCUAUAUAUAACGUUGCUCUGAUCGCAGUUGAUCGCUAUUUUGCUCUCUCUACUCCGUUUCUCUACACUAAAGCAGUCUCUGUGAGCACAACGUGCAUUGUGGUUUUAUGUGACUGGUUUGUAUUGCUUUUAUACAAUGUAGCACUGCAGUACUUCAAUGGAAAUUUUAGAAAUCUGGUAACGUGUCCUGGAGACUGCUUUCUAUUAUUAGAUGAGGUCUGGUCUCUGGUUGAUCUUUUGGUUGCAUUUAUUUUCCCAUGUGCUGUUAUUAUCAUACUGUAUACUCUAGUUUUUAUUAUUGCCAAAAAACACGCCACGGCUAUCAGAGAGUUCAAUGCUCAAAUUAGGACUCAGACCUCAAAGAACAUGACAGACUCUAUGAAAUCUGAGAGAAAAGCAGCUAAAGUGCUCGGCAUUUUAGUGUCUGUGUUUUUGGCUUGUUUAUUUCCAUAUUUUAUUUACAGUUUAUUAGGCAAUGUAACUGAAAUUGAAGCAGAAUCAUUUCAGAAAGUGCUGAUCCUUGUUUAUUUAAAUUCUACCAUCAAUCCAGUUAUUUAUGCUUUGUUUUAUCCGUGGUUUAGGAAGUGUGUUAAACUCACUUUAACUCUUCAAAUAUUUAGAACAGAUUCUGAAUUGAUGAAAGUUCUUUGA